Effrenium voratum is the source of this 2980-nucleotide messenger RNA. Lineage: Eukaryota; Dinophyceae; Suessiales; Symbiodiniaceae. The record is from the annotation of a GenBank genome assembly.
GAGGAAGCAGAGCAGGCCAAGCCCAUCACCGAGUGGCUGCAAGAUUUUGCGCCAUGCAUUGAGAAUGCAAAGGCCCAGAUGUCCCCGCAGUCCAGGGCAAUUCGGUCAAGUGCAGCUUGGCGUCGCAAGCUGUCUGCUUUGCCAACACACUAAUCAAAUUGAGAAGCCUGCGGCUCCUGCGAUAAGAGCUUCCAUUGGGUGCCUUUCCAACACUCACUUCCCAAAUUGUUCGCUACAUUCUUAAGGAAUGCAGGGAAACCAACCAUGCGGGUGUCUCGUUUGGAAGGGUGCCCAUAUUUAGGGGUCUUUAGGUUAACCAUCCGGACGCGUGCCCUGACUCAAAGGAGCUGGCCAUGUACACAAGCAAUGUGCGGUCCCUUCUCCAGGCUUGCAAGAAGGCCAAAGGCGACUUGGUACGAGAUGUGAACCGGGUCAGGUCAAUGAAAGAAAGGGCUGAAAGGGAGAAGGAACGGGCUGACAAGAAGCGAAAGGCAGCCGAGCUGAGUGCCAUUGCCGCUGACGAGCAGGCUGACAUUGAGCCUGGGAUCUUUGGCCUGUCCGUGUUUCAGUCAAUGAAGGAGACAAAUGCAGCAUGGGAGGGUCUUGUCCGAUUGGACUUUGGUGGAGGGGAGUCCGCCUUGGAGCAGUUUGACCCGUCUGAUCAGCCUUGCGUCUGCUUCGAGAUUGGCACGCCCUCCGAUAAGAGCUUUGUGUGUGACUCCAUGCCAGCCAAUGCUGAUUCGCCUGAAGAUGAGGCAGCCACAUGGACAGAAAAAAGUAUUGGCUUCCCAGAAUGGGAUGAAUUGCUAGACGCCACUGUGGUCCCAUCGGAUGCUAUGGUGAUGUUAGAGCAAUCUUGUUGGGCGACCUACCAGUACCUGAAGCAACCAGAGCUGCGAGCGAAGGACACUGACAGGAUUCUGUCAGCCAGCUUGAUGAGGACAACGGAGGAAUCCUUGUACAUUGGAGUGACAGACCUACUCUUCCCACAGCUGCACCUGUGCUUGAACGGCAAGCGCUGCAUGAUUGCAGCCCCCGUAGCAGGCCUUCUUGAGGUGUAUAAGAGAGAGAGCGGGAAGUCGGAGACUACCAGUGUGAGUGUGGUUGACCUGUGCAACAUGCUCACAGAAGGGGACCUGGAGAUUGUUCGCCAGGCCAAAGGUAUGUGGUGCACGAUGGAGCCAAACGUGGCCGUCGUCUUGCCUCCUGGGUGGAUCGUUGCAUCAGGCAGCUUGGAGAACAACACCGUGCACUUGCAAGUUCCCUGCGCGACAAGGCAACAGCUGGCUUCAAUGUCACCCAGCAUGUUCGAUACCUGCGCGCAGCUGACCACCGCCCCAAUGCUCCGGCUGGUCAACAGGUCUGUGAAGCAUGGCUUGGCCCUACGGAACCAGAUCCUUGCUGCCGCUGAGUCCUUGCUGCCAGAGGAGGCAGUGCUGCCAGAGCACGCCCCCCUUGCUGAUGCCAGCAACAAGCCAGGAGACAAGGCGCAAGACCUCAAGGCAGAGGUGAAGGCGUCUCCAUCGCCACAGACGGGUCAUUGGGAUACUUUUGCGGUCAACCCAUGCCAGGAGCCACUUUACUUGUCAGAGGGGGAGCGCAUUCUCAAGCAAAUGCAGGAUGAGAGGAAGAAAGGCUUGCUAGAACAGCUAGAGGAUGUUGCAAAACCAAAGAAACGCAGCCAUGACAACCUUGCCAAGCGGUCGAAGAAGGUGACUCGCAAGAUCAGGGGUGGUGAUGCGGAGGAGGAAGGGGACGAACAGGAAAUUACAUUGGAUACCCUGAUGAAGGGCGUCGCAGAUGCAGAUGCCGCAGACGCAAUCAGGGAGGCAAAAGCUGCCCUGGAGGCUGGCGAUGCAGAGACGGUGCCGACCGGGGACAGCCGCGCGCCAGCCCCGACUGAGGGCGAGGACAGUCCAGGACCAUGGAGCUUCCCAGCAGUCCACUGCCGCAGUGAACACUGUGGAAGCGCCUCCGGUCUUGACCAUGGAGCUUCCCAGCAGUCCACUGCCGCAGUGAACACGGUGGAAGCGCCUCCGGUGGCAGCUGCGUGUGCUUCUUCAGAUGACAAGGAGAAUGGUGCGCUUCACCAGCAUGGCGCCCGCGCAGAAGAGGUGGCCACCGCCAAGAUACAGGCUGAGCCGGCUGAGGAGAUGCCCGCUGUUGACAUUGGCACUGCUGCCCAUGACAAGGAGAAAGGUGCGCUUCACCUGCAUGGCUCCCGUGCAGAAGAGGAGAUGGCCACCGUAAAGACACAGGCGGCUGAGCCGCCCGCUGUUGACAUUGGCGCUGCUGCCCAUGACAAGGAGAAUGGCGCGCUUCACCAGCAUGGCUCCAGCGCAGAAGAGAUGGCCACCGCCAAGAUACAGGCUGAGCCGGCUAAGAUGCCCGCUGUUGACAUUGGCACUGCUGCCCAUGACAAGGAGAAUGGCGCGCUUCACCAGCAUGGCUCCAGCGCAGAAGGGAUGGCCGCUGCCAAGACACCGAGACGGCUGAGCCGCCCGCUGUUGACAUUAGCACUGCUGCCCAUGACAAGGAUAAUGGCGCUCUUCACCGGCAUGGCUCCCAACAGAUGACCACCGCCAAGACACAGGCUGAGCCGGCGACCGCUGUUGACACUGGCACUGCUGCCCAUGAUGAGAAGGAGGCGGCCGCUGCCAAGAAGCAGGCGCCCGCCGUUGACAUUGGCACUGCUGCCCGUGAUGACAAGGAAGCUGCCGCUGAACUUGCCACCAACAAAUCUGGCGCCGAGCCGGGUGAGAUGAUGCCUGUUCCCGCGUCCCGUGCUGGGCGCAAGAGGGAGGCAAAGCUGGGAAACGGUUUGCAAGGUUUGGCAAAGCCUAAGGCCAAAAGCAAAUCCAAGGCAUUGGCCAAGCCGAAGGCGAAGCCACAGUAUGUGCCACUUUCGCAUGCGUUUAAGGGCAAUGCUGCUGCUCGCGCGACCCCACGAAAGUGAGUUGAUCCCAGCUGAUUUUUGGGU